AUGACUCAUUUCGUUGGUGUUGAUUUUAAUUCAUUAUAUCCUUCAUCAUUUUCAUCUAAUCCUCAUGAUUUCAUUCAAUAUACUGACCAUAAAAUGUAUAUGCCGGGAAGAUUGAAUGGUGUUAUCAUUUGUGAUACAGCAACAAAGAAAGCAAAAGCACUGGGAAUAAUUAAGAAGAAAAAUACUUUAUUCGUGGCUGAAGUAAAGGGUCACAUUGAUGAAAAAUACAUUAAUGAUUACAUAAACUUUUUACCGAUAAUAAGAAACUUAGAUAUUAUCACAGAUGAAAAAACAAUUGGCAGUUUUAUGUAUAAUUACAUGAAAUCAAACAAUCUACCAGUUGACCAGAAACAGAGGAAAUUAACUCAGUUAGCAUCAACACACAACCAAUAUCAACCAUUUUCUUCUUAUUAUCUUUGGUAUCUAAUAGACAGAUUUCAUUUUAUCAUCGAUGAUAUUCAAUCAAUUUUAACAUUUACGAAAAACACUUGUUUUAAUGAAUUUGCGAACGAAUUUAUGAACGAAAGACAAAAGGCUGAAUUAGAAGGAAAUAAAGGAAAAAGUUUAUUUUGCAAGAUUUCACUUAAUGGAUCAUAUGGUUACGAUGCAAUGAAUACACAAAAUUACGCAAAGACUAAAAUAAUGAAUGCACAGAAGGCACGCGUUGCAUGUAUGUCAAAUAAGUUUAAAAACAUAAGAGAAAUAGGUGAAGAUACAUAUCAAGUGAUGCUUAAAGAUAGAUUUUAUAGAUGUGAUACAUGUUUACAAGAGGCAUUCUUCACUUUAGAUAACGCAAAAUACUGGUAUUUAGUUUUCAUUUAUGAUUUUAU
Molecule: messenger RNA, 830 nt
Organism: Trichomonas vaginalis G3
Lineage: Eukaryota; Parabasalia; Trichomonadida; Trichomonadidae
Product: DNA/RNA polymerases family
Exons: 1
Source: RefSeq, a predicted model, not a curated record